Molecule: messenger RNA, 2622 nt
Organism: Gambusia affinis (western mosquitofish)
Lineage: Eukaryota; Metazoa; Chordata; Actinopteri; Cyprinodontiformes; Poeciliidae
Product: tissue factor-like
Exons: 7
Coding region: 173-1042 (289 amino acids)
Biological process (GO): blood coagulation
Cellular component (GO): membrane
Molecular function (GO): protein binding
Source: RefSeq, a predicted model, not a curated record
CAGCAGGCGGACCCUGCAUGUUCCCCUAGCUCCACCUCACAGCAGCUCCCACGCUCUCUGCCCUGCUACAUAAAAAAAAUCUGAGCCGCUGAAAACCAGAGGAGAUUCUUUUCAGCUCAGGUAGUUAGUGAAGGACAUCAGAUUGCCUUGGAACGGGUUCUAGUGUUUUAACAUGGCAUGUAUAAAAACUCUGCUGUCUGUGGGAGCAUGUAUGACUGCUUGGAGCAUGAUCACAGGUGACACUUCUGUUCCCAAAGCACAGAAUGUUCAUUGGACAUCUCUAGAUUUUCAAACUAUUCUCAAAUGGACUGUUGAAGAGUCUGAGCAUACAUAUACCGUCCUGUACUCUGAAAAAAAUCACAACUGGAUGGAAGUUGAUAACUGCUUCAGCAUAUCAGAGACUGAAUGUGAUAUGACUCAACAGCUUGAAGCCUCGGACAAGAACUAUGAAGCUGAUAUCAGAGCAGACUCUGACCACCUUUCUGAAGAGUUUGGCUCGGACUAUGACUUUCCUCAUACCUAUGCCCCAGUGUUUAAUCCCUACAAAGAGAGCAAUAUCAGCGCUUUGGAAUUUUCCAUCACGGAUGUUGAUGAGGGCACCGUCAUCCUCAACAUCACACAUCCGCUGACCUCCAUCACUGUGGGAGGGAAGCGGCAGACCAUCAAGGACAUUCUGAAAAAUGAUCUCGGGUAUAAGAUCAUCUACUACAAGUCUGGAAGCACAGGAAAGAAAGAUAAGAUUGCUGACUCCAGCUCAGUAGAAGUUUCAGGACUGGAUGCUGGACAGAGCUACUGCUUCAUGGUGGCAGCUUUCAUUCCCUCCCGACCUAAAGCCACCCGACUUGGAGCCUGGAGCACACAGCAGUGUAGACGAGGAGACACACACUUCACACAAGAUUUAAGCCUUGGAGCUUGGGUUGGCAUCAUCUUCAUCCUAAUCACAGUCAUCAUUGUCUUCAUCACAGCAACUAUCCUCUGCUGCAGAAGAAAUCACAAAAGGCACAAAAACAUCCAAACAGCUCAGUCAUCAGUUCCUAUUUAAGGCGCACAGUAUUUUCUGUCUGUCCUUUUUUUACAUUUAUCUGAACACAUUUCAUGCUUUCUGAUAGGAGGAUGAAUAGAUGUGCAUAAUGAAGAAAAUAAGGUUUUCAGUCACCAACUCCAGAUUGAUCCUCCUGCUUUAUUGUUUAUCAACAAAAAAGUUAAAACAAUUCAGAAAGUCAGAACAUUGCAUUUCCAUUAACAGAAAGUUGCCGGUAUUACAGCCAAGGAAAUGUUAAGUACUUCAGCAUUGUUGUAUAAUUUUUAGGCUGGUUUUCUGUAUAGCAACAACAAUAAAUCAGAUAAAGAUCCUUGAAAGUAGUUUUCUUUUAGUGUACCAACAAUAUAAAGAAGAAAGUUUAUCUUGUUUAUGUGGAUGUUCUGAUAUUUUUUACUUCAAUAGUUUAUAAAUUCUGUUAUACAUUAUAUUCCAAUAAAAACGAAAAAAUAUUUCCUCCUUUCUUUCCAUUGCACAGACUGAAAUGACACUGUGUCGUAUAGAGUCACUCCAAAUCUUCGUGAUUGCUGACGAGGCUGAUGGUUGAUUACUAACUGUGUUUAGCUGGGAGAGAAAGCAAAGAGGCAGAUUGAGGAAAGAUGCAUAAUCAACCUGAGAUGAACAGAGACUCAAGGAAACAACAAAUCAGCUGGAAAACAGCAACACUGAUGUAGGAGAACAAAAUACAAAUGCACAAAGAACACAAAGAAUAAAUAAAAAAAGUAAAUACUAAGAAACAACCUAUGGCAAGACCUUUUCAACAAUAGUGGUGGUUUCUGAUAUGGGCAACAACUGCCCAGGGUGGCAUCUUGUGGGGACAGCAUGAUCGCCUCCACCCUGCCUCCAUCCUCCAAAGUCUCUGGGCCCCUGCUCUUACAACAGAGGAUCUGGAUGCAAAUAGUAGGUAAUACUUUGUGUUUGUUUAUUGUGUUAUGUUUUUAUUGUGUAAAUCACAUUGAAAUACUUAUAGCUAAAAUGUGCUAUGCAAAUAAGCUUGACUUGAAUAUCACAGGACUUGAGCUGUUAUAAACAAACAACAAGGAAGAUGGAUCAAGUUCUUUAAGAUAGUAUUUGACAUGAAUUGGUUCUAAAAUAUUAACUAAGUUGAAUUCAUGGAUUAAUAGUGAUGAAUUCAGUGUUAACACCAAGGUCAAAUAUGGCUGUCAAACUGAUGGUUUCACUGACAAUACUGGAUUUGCCGGUAAUGGAAAAACUGGGCAGAUAAAUGGUUGUUAUGGUAACCAGUGCAGUUGUAACUGAAGGCAGGACCUGGUAAGUGGGCAGCAAGCCAAGCUGAAGUCAGAUUGAUUUAUCAGCCAUCGUGUGUUACAACUCCAAGGUCUUAUAAAUAUAGACCAUGCAUUCCAUUUCACUUUCAAAUAUGCAAAAUAUCUUUAAGGUUUAAUGUUUCUCCAUGACAUUGUCUGUCACUUGGUGCUCCUUAUAUUAAGAUGAUGUCUCAUGUACAAUUCAACUGGCACUCUAAAUAAAUAAUCAGACUAGCUGUUGGACUGACAGUUUUAUUCCUGGAAUACUUCACAAAAUGUACCAUUUACACUAGAACAGUUUUUUUUUUUAUCUGA